Messenger RNA from Lynx canadensis (Canada lynx), 2428 nucleotides. RefSeq names its product protein phosphatase with EF-hand domain 1 (gene PPEF1). The record is from RefSeq and is a predicted model, not a curated record. Gene Ontology annotation, cellular component: cytosol; nucleus. Gene Ontology annotation, molecular function: iron ion binding; protein serine/threonine phosphatase activity; manganese ion binding. The coding region runs from base 74 to 2056 and encodes 660 amino acids. Gene Ontology annotation, biological process: detection of stimulus involved in sensory perception. NCBI's taxonomy places the organism in Eukaryota, Metazoa, Chordata, Mammalia, Carnivora, Felidae. The transcript is spliced from 16 exons.
UCAGCUAGGAGUGGCUCCUCGCAGCAUAAAGAGACACACUUUUCACACUGUUUUGGAAUGAGAAGUUAAAUUCAUGAGCACACAUAAUUUAGAAGACAUGGGCUGUGGCACUUCGUCUGUGACAGACACGAGAUCUGAGCAAGUGCUCAAAGCUGCAUUGGUCAUCCAGAACUGGUACCGGGGCUACAGCACUCGACUGAAGGCCAGACAGCGCUAUGCCCUCACCAUCUUCCAGUCCAUCGAAUACGCCGAUGAACAAGGCCAAUUGCAGCUAUCCAACUUCUUUUCCUUCAUGUUGGAAAACUACGCACAUAUACAUGAGAAAGAUCCAGAAAUAGUUGCUCGACUUUUCGGUAGCACCCUCCAGGACUACAAGGAUAGACAGGACUAUGUCGCAUUUGUAGACGUCCCAAACUCCUAUAACGGUCCUCGACUGCAGUUUCCUCUCACCUUUACUGAUAUUGACUUACUUGUUGACGCCUUCAAGCAACAACAGAUACUCCAUGCUCGUUACGUCUUAGAGGUGCUAUUUGAAACCAAGAAAGUCCUGAAGCAAAUGCCGAACUUCACUCACGUAAAAACCUCUCCUUCCAAAGAGAUAACAAUCUGUGGUGAUUUGCAUGGGAAACUGGAUGACCUUCUUUUGAUCUUCUAUAAGAAUGGUCUCCCCUCAGGGAGCAACUCAUAUAUUUUUAAUGGGGAUUUUGUAGAUCGAGGAAGAAAUUCCAUAGAGAUCCUAAUGAUCCUGUUUGUGAGUUUUCUUGUCUACCCCAAUGACCUGCACUUGAACAGAGGGAACCAUGAAGAUUUUAUGAUGAAUCUGAGGUAUGGCUUCACAAAAGAAAUUUUGUGUAAAUAUAAGAUACAUGGGAAACAAAUCUUACAAAUCUUAGAGGACGUCUAUACCUGGCUCCCAAUUGGUACCAUCAUUGACAAUGAAAUCCUGGUCAUACAUGGUGGGAUAUCAGAGUCCACAGACUUGAAUUUACUCCACCGUGUAGAAAGACACAAAAUGAAAUCUGUGCUGAUGCCACCAACCCCCUUAGAUGGAGACCCUGACACCAGCGUGAAGAAAAAGAAAUUCAACGCCACUAUUGUACCUCAGGAAGUCAAAACGAGUGCAUCCCAUUCUGAACAGUUAACAAAGCAUGAAUGGGAACAGGUCAUCGAUAUUCUGUGGAGUGAUCCCAGAGGCAAAAGAGGCUGUUACCCGAACACAAGUCGAGGAGGGGGCUGCUAUUUUGGACCAGAUAUCACCUCCAAGGUUCUUAAUAGAUACCAACUGAAGAUGCUCAUCAGGUCUCAUGAAUGUAAGCCCGAAGGGUAUGAAAUCUGCCACGAUGGGAAGGUCAUUACUAUAUUUUCUGCUUCUAAUUAUUAUGAAGAAGGCAGCAAUCGAGGCGCUUACAUCAAACUGUCUUCUGGUAUGGCCCCUCGAUUCUUCCAGUACCAAGUAACUAGGGCAACGUGCUUGAGGCCUCUUUACCAAAGGGUGAAUGCUAUUGAAAGUAGUGCCAUCAGGAUAUUAAGAGAGAGAAUAAUUGCACGAAAAACUGACCUCAUUCAUGCUUUCCAACUUCAAGACCGCAGUAAAUCAGGAAAACUUUCUAUGAGCCAGUGGGCUUUUUCCAUGGAGAACACUUUGGGGCUGAACUUACCAUGGAGAUCCCUGAGUUCACGUCUGGUCACCACAGACACCAAUGGAGAUAUUAACUACAUGUCCAGCUUCCAGGAUAUCCACAUUCAGAAACCUGUGAAAGAGGCUCAAUCUACUCUAAUUGAAACUCUGUACAGAUACCGAUCCGACCUGCAAAUCAUCUUUAAUGUCAUUGAUUCUGAUCACUCAGGCCUGAUUUCCGUGGAAGAAUUUCGUUCCAUGUGGAAACUCUUCAAUAGUCACUACAACAUUCAUAUUGAUGAUUUUCAAAUUGAUGAGCUCGCUGAAAGAAUGGACUUAAACAAAGAUGGAAGCAUUGACUUUAAUGAGUUCCUAAAGGCUUUCCAUGUAGUGCAUAAGUUGGAUAAGUUGAACAAAUCAGGUAGCGGCCUUGCUUAACAAGAGCUAGGGCUCUCUCUGCUUGUAAACCCUGGGGCCCAAACCACCGACACCAUCUUUUCCCGAACCCUUGUAAUUCAUAAUCAGUUGUAGAGAAAAGUAGACCCCCAUUCGUGCCAUGAGCAGAUGUAUAGUGUGCGUAUUUGAGUCUCCAGUAAGCUGUAAUUGGAAAGACUAGGUUAAAUGUCAGCUGAUGGGAUUUGGCUCCAGUGUUAGGACUCAUGCAUUGCCAGGUAGAAACUGGGUUUGAGCCUAGCGUUGGCCUCCUUGACCAAGAUACCAGAGGAGUUUGGAAACAUGUUGAAAGGAACCCACAGAACCGCAGAGAAAAGUGCAACAUCUGUGAAUGACUGAGGGAUGGGAGGAGGAAUA